AUCGUCAGGGACCACGGCAUCCGCCUGCUCGAGGCCCAGAUCGCCACCGGCGGCAUCAUCGACCCCGUGCACAGCCACCGCCUGCCCGUGGAGGUGGCCUACAAACGGGGCUACUUCGACCAGGAGAUGAACCAGACCCUCUCCGACCCCAGCGACGACACCAAGGGCUUCUUUGAUCCCAAUACCCGUGAGAACCUCACCUACCUGCAGCUGAAGGAGAGGUGCAUCGAGGAUCCCGAGACGGGCCUGUACCUGCUGCCUCUGCGGGAGCCCGAGAAGCCGAAAGUGGUGGAGACCACCCAGGUUUACACAGAGGCAGAGACGCGGAAGGUGUUCGAGGAGACGCAGGUGGACAUCCCUGUGGGCAGCCGGGCGGGCUCCUCCAUGUCGCUGUGGGAGAUCAUGCACUCGGACCUGCUGCCCGAGGAGCAGCGGAAGCAGCUCAUGGAGGAGUUCCAGUCAGGCCGCGUGUCCAAGGAGCGCAUGAUCAUCAUCAUCAUCGAGAUCAUCGAGAAGACUGAGAUCAUCCGGCAGCAGAACCUCAUGUCCUAUGACUACGUCCGGCGCCGCAUCACGGCCGAGGAGCUCUACGAGGCCAAGAUCAUCUCUCAGGACAUCUACAACAUGCUGAAGCAGGGCUCCAAAACCUUCCGGGAGCUCCUGGAGGUGGAGACCGUCUGGAAGUACCUCUAUGGGUCAGGCUGCGUGGCCGGCAUCUACAUCCCCUCCUCCAAGCAGACGCUCAGCAUCUACCAGGCGCUGAAGAAAGGACUGAUCAACUCUGAAGUGGCCCGCUCCCUCCUGGAGGCCCAGGCAGCCACCGGCUUCAUGAUCGACCCCACGAAGAACGAGAUGCUGACGGUGGACGAGGCGGUCAGGAAGGGCGUGGUGGGGCCCGAGAUCCACGACCGGCUCCUGUCUGCAGAGAGAGCCGUGACCGGCUACAGAGACCCCUACAGCGAACAGAAGAUCUCCCUCUUCCAGGCCAUGAAGAAGGAUCUCAUUCCCAGCGAAGAGGCCCUCAAGCUCCUGGACGCCCAGAUCGCUACCGGCGGCGUCAUCGACCCGCACCUGGGCUUCCACCUGCCCCUGGAGGUGGCCUACCAGCGGGGCUUCAUCAACAAGGAGACGCACGACAUGCUCUCGGAGCCCAGCGAGGUGCGCAGCUACGUGGACCCCUCCACGGACGAGAAGCUCAGCUACACGCAGCUGCUGAAGCGCUGCCGGAGGGACGAGAACUCCAGGCUCCUCCUGCUCCCGCUCUGCGACACGCGGAAACUCACCUUCCGGGGGCUGCGGAAGCAGAUCACCGUGGAGGAGCUCGUCCGCUCGCAGGUGAUGGACGAAGCCACGGCCCAGCGCCUCCAGGAGGGCCUCACCUCCGUCGAGGAGGUCUCCAAGAACCUCAAGAAGUUCCUGGAGGGCACCAGCUGCAUCGCCGGCGUCUUUGUGGACUCCACGAAGGAGCGUCUGUCCGUCUACCAGGCCAUGAAGAAGGGGAUCAUCCGGCCCGGCACUGCCUUCGAGCUCCUGGAGGCGCAGGCGGCCACGGGCUACGUGAUCGACCCCAUCAAGGGCCUCAAGCUGACGGUGGAGGAAGCCGUGCGGAUGGGCAUCGUGGGCCCCGAGUUCAAGGACAAGCUGCUCUCUGCCGAGAGGGCC
Manacus vitellinus (golden-collared manakin) is the source of this 1662-nucleotide messenger RNA. RefSeq names its product plectin-like. Gene Ontology annotation, biological process: hemidesmosome assembly; wound healing; intermediate filament cytoskeleton organization. The annotation marks the transcript as partial. The transcript has a single exon. The record is from RefSeq and is a predicted model, not a curated record. Gene Ontology annotation, cellular component: hemidesmosome; focal adhesion; cytoskeleton. Lineage: Eukaryota; Metazoa; Chordata; Aves; Passeriformes; Pipridae. Gene Ontology annotation, molecular function: ankyrin binding; cadherin binding; structural constituent of cytoskeleton.